Messenger RNA from Metarhizium album ARSEF 1941, 198 nucleotides. RefSeq lists its product as uncharacterized. The record is from RefSeq and is a predicted model, not a curated record. NCBI's taxonomy places the organism in Eukaryota, Fungi, Ascomycota, Sordariomycetes, Hypocreales, Clavicipitaceae. The transcript is spliced from 2 exons. Bases 1 to 198 code for a protein of 65 amino acids.
AUGUCGCCGGAUGGCACGGCCGAAGACGCCCGCAUCAAGGACCGCGACGUGAGCGAAGAUGACGUCCAACUAAUCGGUGUCUGUUCGAAUUCAGAAGAUUCUACGCACGGCGCCGCCACGGACAAGGCUGCUGGAGAGGCUGGAGAGCGGAGGCACAAGGCAGUGAAGGAGGCUGGGCCUCGCAACGCCCAGACCUGA